Durio zibethinus is the source of this 2438-nucleotide messenger RNA. RefSeq lists its product as uncharacterized. Lineage: Eukaryota; Viridiplantae; Streptophyta; Magnoliopsida; Malvales; Malvaceae. Gene Ontology annotation, cellular component: membrane. Gene Ontology annotation, molecular function: transmembrane transporter activity. The record is from RefSeq and is a predicted model, not a curated record. Gene Ontology annotation, biological process: transmembrane transport.
AUCUUUUCUCAAUUUUUCGGACACGUUUUUUCCUUCGUUAGGGAAGGUCAAAGACCAGAAAAAAACAACUGUUACUAUUAUUAUUUUUUUAGGAAAAAUGCAACCUAAAAAACAGGGUACCACGUAUCCUAGAAUUUUAGCUCGAAAUUCUGACAUAACGCCAGCAAUCCAAAGUCUAGUUUGGAUCGCAUGAAUGAAACCAGCUGUUUACUUCAAGCCACGAUGGUUCAUGGCGGGCACAUUUCGAAAGCAACCUCUCACUAAACCGGAUAAAUUAAUCAACUUUCUAUUUUUUAAACUCUUCCCUGGGUUUUUUAAUGGAGAAAUACUAUUUUUAAGAGUUUGGGUUUUUGACUUACGUGUUGAUUGUAGUAUUAUAUUUCAACAGAAACAUGAUUAUUAAAUUAAUUAAAAUAAAUAUCUUGUUUUGAUUUGAUUGGGAUUUGAAUAUUUUUCUUGAGGAUAAAUUCCUGAUGAGUUCCUGGAUGGCCGGAGUCUUUUUGUUUCAACAGGGCAAGUGGGUGUUCUACAUCCGCAUCGAAGCUGGGAACACAUCUUUCCUGGAUUUUAACGUGUUUUCUUGAUUUUAUGGGCUUAAGAUCUUCUGUUUCUGUUCGAUCGAAGCCUCUGUUUCGUAGACAUCUUCAAGCCAUGAAAGCAAGAAAGGUUUUUGGUGUUUCUCUUUCUCUCCUUCUUAUCAACUUGGCUGCCAUUAUGGAACGUGCUGAUGAAAACCUCCUUCCAUCUGUCUACAAAGAAGUUAGUGAAGCUUUCAAUGCUGGGCCAUCCGAUCUUGGGUAUCUCACCUUCAUAAGGAACUUUGUGCAGGGAUUGGCAUCUCCCUUGGCAGGUGUACUUGUAGUUAACUAUGAUCGCCCUAAAGUUCUUGCUAUCGGCACUUUUUGCUGGGCCUUAUCAACUGCUGCAGUGGGUGGCAGCCAACAAUUUCCUCAGGUUGCACUGUGGAGAGCAGUUAAUGGCGUUGGACUGGCAAUUGUAAUACCAGCACUUCAGUCUUUCAUUGCUGAUAGUUACAUGGAUGGUGUGAGAGGUGCUGGAUUUGGGCUGCUAAGCCUUGUUGGUACCUUGGGUGGCAUUGGUGGUGGUGUUGUUGCUACGAUUAUGGCUGGUCAGGAGUUCUGGGGUAUGCCUGGGUGGCGUUGUGCCUUUAUUAUGAUGGCAACUUUAAGUUCAUUGAUUGGGCUCCUUGUGUUCCUAUUUGUUGUUGAUCCUAGGAAAGCAGUUGGUGUCAAUCAUGCUGCUGGCUACAAUCUUGAUAGGGAUGAGCUGAUAGAAAAAGGGAAUGCCCGAGUCUCAUCUGUUUGGUUUGAGUCCUGGAUGGCCACGAAAGCUGUUAUAAAAGUUCCAACAUUUCAGAUAAUUGUCUUGCAGGGAAUUGUUGGUUCACUACCAUGGACUGCCAUGGUAUUCUUUACGAUGUGGUUUGAACUAAUAGGUUUUGAUCAUAAUUCUACAGCAGCACUCCUAAGUCUUUUUGCGACAGGAUGUGCAAUGGGAUCCUUUGUUGGUGGGUUAAUAGCAGAUAGAAUGUCACAGAUUUACCCCCCUUCUGGCCGUAUCAUGUGUGCACAAUUCAGUGCCUUCAUGGGCAUCCCAUUCUCAUGGUUCCUUCUUAAAGUGAUUCCACAAUCAGUAAGCAGCUAUUUCACCUUUGCCGUCACCCUCCUUUUGAUGGGCUUAACCAUCAGUUGGAAUGCUACGGCAGCAAAUGGUCCUAUGUUUGCUGAAGUCGUCCCUGCUAAACAUCGGACCAUGAUCUAUGCGUUUGAUCGUGCUUUUGAAGGAUCGUUUUCUUCUUUUGCUGCUCCCUUGGUUGGUAUUCUAUCGGAGAAGAUGUUUGGUUAUGAUUCCAGAUCUAUUGAUCCAAUCAAUGGGUCUCCACGCGAGGCAUUUGCAUUGUCCAGAGGGCUACUAUCAAUGAUGGCAAUUCCUUUUGGGUUGUGUUGCCUGUUUUACACGCCAUUGUACAAAACUUUUAGGCGAGACCGUGACAAUGUUAGAUUAGGCACUUUGAAAGAGGAAGAGAUGAUUUGAGUGACACCUUCAUGUUACUUUUUUAAUUCAAAAUUUCUUUUCACGAUAAUAAGGACCGUAGAAUAUUUGUCAAGAAAGUCAUUACCAUGCUAAUCAAAUGAAAUACAUUGCGAACCAAUAGUUUGAAGGAUAACCAUUGUGGUUUGAUAAACCAUUUAGCGAUUAGCUGCCCUGAUUGGGUUGAUGAGCAUCUAUAUAAAGGCACAUCGACGUAAUAUCAGUUGUAUCCUGUAAACAAGAACAUGCGACUGCAAAAUCAUGACCAUAGAUGUUAUAAUGAAACAGCCAAUUACAAAUCUGUCAGUAUAGUUUUCCGAAUAUUGUAUUAAAGAUUCAUUUAAGGACGGCUACUAAGGUCAAGUCUAAUUCCAUAACGGAUCAAU